AUGGAGAAUCAAGACUCGACUUUAGCAGCCGGAGCUUCUACUCCCCAGGUGGAACGAAGAGAAGAGCGGCCUUUGCCACCGAUUCCGCCAUCCGAGCAAGAAGUGAAUUCGAGGGCGGAGCAAAACGAUGCUACCUUGUUUCAAGGCCAGGCUGCCAGUUCUCCAGAAGAGCGAAGUGAUGCUGAGCAUCAAUAUGAGGCUUGGAGAGAUGCCGAUCUUGAAAGCAACAAUGAGGAUAGCCAUACUCAAAAUCAACCUAAAUCAACCAUUACAUCUCCUGCAGCCACUGGGCCCGGGGAUUCUGAGUCACGCAGGUCGGACAGUUCUGGAUCUCAACGUGAAGCAGCUGGUGAAGUAGCUGGUGGAGAAAUUGAGUCGCCAAUAAUUACGCCCUCAGGCAACGUCACGUUCAGACCUGGCCCUUCUACACCCAGUGGUGACCUGCCUAUAUCCACACCACCGAUUCCAUUUGAUCGGAGUGGCGGACCAUCUUCAUCUGAAAGACCACUUCCACUUCCCCCAACGUCGUCGGAUCCGAGUCCACGUGGGGGACUGGACGGUGCAGAAAGGGAAAGUGUUAUGCCCAGAUGGCAACCAGAUGCUGAGGUCACUAUCUGCCCUAUUUGUGGGACACAAUUCAGUUUCUUUAUUCGUAAACACCAUUGCAGAAAAUGCGGUAGAGUUGUCUGUAAUUCUUGUUCUCCCCAUCGCAUCACCAUUCCGCACCCAUACAUAGUUCGACCACCAACCGAAGACGCACCUCCAACACCUCUAACCAGGGAUUCUGCACGUUCUUCUAUUUCCGCUGAAUUUAGGGGUAUUGGUGGAGGAGAACGUGUGAGACUCUGUAAUCCUUGCGUCCCAGAUCCAAACGUUGCUCCUCCACAGUCCAAUUUCAGCAACUCGCCAGCCUCCUCCUCCCAGCCAAGCGGACAUAGCCGCUCAUCAAGUGCUAUGUCGCCUUUCCAUGGUCAAUAUCAACACCCGGGGGGCAGUCAAAGUAACCCUAUAUUGGUACAACGUCUUCGAAACGCGCCUCGAAGACCACGAGAAUCUUCAAUACUUGGUCAAAAUAAUUCCUCCCAUUCGCAAAAUCUUCAAUCUCGAGGCUCAUCUUACAAUACUAGAGAAGGUCAUAGAUUCGUUGAUCCGCUAGAAAGUCGAUCUCGGAGUAGCACGGUGGGCGGAAAUGCACGUGAUAUAUAUUAUGUGGUCAACAAUUUGAGCGAUCGACCUUCCGGUGCCCACAGACACCCGUCUAUGACCGCGAGAAACGAUAUUGACCUCUCCCGUUCGCAAGUACCACCAACACUACGCCCACCCCAACAACCACGACGACAAAUACUAGAGGAGGAUGAAUGUUGGGUCUGCCAUACCGAACUUCCAUCUCGCUUGCUUCCAGACUUCGAAACUUUACGCUCUCAACACGUAGAGGCAUGUAUCGCUUCUGUAAUGCAUGGUUCUCCCCCUCCACCACCAGCCCAAAGCGAUCCAAAUCGAUCAUCAUCCUCUGUCAAUACCAUAUCUUCCAGCCCCGAGCCCCGCUCUGCAGCACAGUCGCGUCGAACUGGCGUCUUCCCCUACUUAGGAACAGAAAAGGACUGCGUUGAUGAUGCGGAAUGUACGAUUUGCCUGGAGGAAUUUGAAGUCGGCGUGGAGAUGGGAAGACUAGAGUGCUUUUGCCGGUUUCACUUGAAGUGUAUUAGGGAGUGGUUUGUAUCCCAUCCUGGGGAAUGUCCUGUGCAUCAACAUGGUGGCGGUUACUGA
Molecule: messenger RNA, 1767 nt
Organism: Venustampulla echinocandica
Lineage: Eukaryota; Fungi; Ascomycota; Leotiomycetes; Helotiales; Pleuroascaceae
Exons: 5
Coding region: 1-1767 (588 amino acids)
Molecular function (GO): metal ion binding
Source: RefSeq, a predicted model, not a curated record